GACAUAUCUUGGAUAUUGCAACAGCACCCUUCCUUACCUUACCCCGCUGCAUCCCACCAUCAGAUAAGGUAAGCGAUAAUAGUAGGCCCACCCGUCAACACGAAUGAUGCCUCACACUCCCCGCCAUCCAACAUCCAACCAAGAAACUGUUAUAAGGUGCCUUAGCUUGCAUGAAAGAUCGCCAACCUUUUCACACCCUAUAGUCCUCAAGAAAAUCAUCCGAACGGCUUCAUCCGCCACGUGGCCAGCAUACUUUCUCCUUCUCCAGGAUCAGUCCACACGAAUCAGACCCCUAUCCUAGGUAGAUUCCCGCCUCACCUACCUUAGUAUCUCAUCCAAAAACACAUCCUCUCAAAAAGAAAAAGUUCCAUCUCACCGUAUCUUCAACAUGGCGAUCGCGGCUGUCGGUCAAAUUUGCUCCACGGCCUCUCUGUCCCACAACCUAGAACAGUGCGUAAGGCUCGUCGCUAAGGCCGCCGUCGGCGGUGCCAAGGUCCUCUUCCUCCCCGAAGCCGCAGAUUACAUCGCCUCAAGCCCGCAAGAAUCCCUCUCCCUAGCCCAGCCGCAGUCCCAGUCCCCCUUCGUCCUCGGCCUCCAGGAAGCGGCAAAGACCCACUCCGUCGCCGUGAACGUCGGCAUCCACGUCCCCACAACAGACGCCCAGAAGCCACCGACGACCGCAACCGCAACCGCAUCCGCCAUCAUCACCACCCCGAAGCUCCUCAACCGCAGCCUCUGGAUCAACGCAGACGGCACCAUAAACCAAGCCGCAACCUACGACAAGCUCCACCUCUUCGACUACGGCGCCCUCCGCGAAAGCGCAACAGUCCAAGCCGGCCCCUCCCUCACGGCCCCGUUCCCCACCCCCGUCGGCCGCGCCGGCAGCCUCAUCUGCUUCGACCUCCGCUUCCCCGAACCGGCCCUCGCCCUAACGCACCCGGGUCCCAAGAGCCCCUUCCUCCCUGACAAUGGCAGAGGCGGCCACGGCCCCGCCCAGGUCCUCCUUUACCCUUCCGCCUUCACCAUCCGAACGGGCCAGGCGCACUGGGAAACCCUCCUCCGGGCCCGCGCCAUCGAGACGCAGAGCUGGGUCGUCGCCGCGGCGCAGGUGGGCGCGCAUAACCCGAAGCGGAGCAGUUACGGGCACAGCAUGGUUGUCGACCCGUGGGGUCGGGUCAAGCUGGAGCUGGGCGGCGUGGACGCCGAAGGCAGGGCCGAGGAGGGCGCCGAGGGGGCCAUUGGCUUUGUCGAUGUGGAUUUGGACGAGUGGGCAAAGGUCAGGGAGGGUAUGCCGUUGGCCAGACGGACGUGAGUUGUUUGUGUUUUUCUUGUCCAUCGCCGCUUUGUCGUCACAUCUCUCUUUUUCUUGUUGUUCUUACUCACACCGACCUCCGUUUUUCUCUCUCUCUCACACACACACCCUCUUGAGGCUCAAAAUUUUCUCCAUGUAAAUGGCACGCCCCCUUUCCCUCCCCUCGCCCCUGGAGGUGCUGUCACUUCUUCUCUCUGGGCAUCCCCGUCUCCCCCGUCACCUGGGAUGCCGGCCCCUUCUCCAUCAUGUACCAGCGGGAUGGUUUAGCUGAUGACCUGAGAGCAGCGAUGUGUACCCUGAAAU
This is a messenger RNA of Colletotrichum godetiae, 1615 nucleotides long. RefSeq names its product carbon-nitrogen hydrolase. Lineage: Eukaryota; Fungi; Ascomycota; Sordariomycetes; Glomerellales; Glomerellaceae. The transcript is spliced from 3 exons. The coding region runs from base 389 to 1312 and encodes 307 amino acids. Gene Ontology annotation, molecular function: hydrolase activity, acting on carbon-nitrogen (but not peptide) bonds, in linear amides. The record is from RefSeq and is a predicted model, not a curated record.